AUGGGCAAGGACGAAUCAAAAAAGGAAGCCAAGAGGGCGAAGCGCCAAUCCGAGGCUGCCGCUGCAGCGCUCGGCGACGUCAGCAUGGCCUCUGCAGCGACAGAUGGAGCAGCAGAUGAUAAGGCCAAGAGAAAGGCGGAGAAGAAGGCUGCCAAGGCUGCUGCUGCCGCCGUGGCCGGAGAGGAUGAUGAGGAUGAUGAAACGGCCGUCAACUUGGACGCGAUCAGUCCCAUUGCUCGUGAGUGUCCUCAUAUCAUAUCGACCUCCACAUCCUGGCUAUGACGCAUCUGCUGAUUCGCUGGCAUGAUACGUACCAUUCGCAGACCCAUUGGCGCACAAGAAGCUGUCUAAACGGGUGCUCAAAACGAUCAAAAAGGCGUCCAAGUCGCGAGGGCACGUGAAGCGCGGGGUGAAGGAGGUGGUGAAGGGGCUGCGCAAGGGAGAAAAGGGUUUGGUGAUCAUGGCAGGCGACAUUUCACCUUUGGACAUCUUGUCCCACAUCCCAGUCUUGUGCGAGGAGACGGACAACCCGUACGUCUUUGUGCAGAGCAAGGACGAGCUGGGCGCGGCUAGCAGCACAAAGAGACCCACUAGCGUCGUCAUGAUCUGCCCUACUGGUCUCAAGGGCAAAAAGGAAGUCAAGGAAGACUAUACCGAAGAGUAUGGCAACCUUCACACCGAAGUCAAGAAUCUGGUGAGCACGUUAAAGACCGCUGCUCCCUCAUCUGAUACUGAAGCUGACCGACUGUGUCAUCUUUUCGCAGGACGAGCGCGUGGUUCUGGGCGCGUGA
Messenger RNA from Ceraceosorus bombacis, 791 nucleotides. The record is from the annotation of a GenBank genome assembly. NCBI's taxonomy places the organism in Eukaryota, Fungi, Basidiomycota, Exobasidiomycetes, Ceraceosorales, Ceraceosoraceae.